Molecule: messenger RNA, 627 nt
Organism: Fraxinus pennsylvanica
Lineage: Eukaryota; Viridiplantae; Streptophyta; Magnoliopsida; Lamiales; Oleaceae
Source: the annotation of a GenBank genome assembly
AUGGAGUGUAGGAGCCAGUUGGACGUGUUUAAGAACAGAUAUCAAGCUGUUUUUGGGCAUCCAAAGGAAGAAGAGAAGUUCUGUAUUGUAAAAGAAGAAAUCAAGCAUUGCAGUCAUGUUGAAGUAGGCUUUGACGAGAAAUUAGAAGACUCAUUUUUUGAGAAGGACAUCGGUAUUGAUGGAUACUUACACUUGAAUAAAGAGGACAAAACAAUGGAAAUUUGGCAAAGAAAAGCAACUAUGGUGUUGAUUACCGCAGGUAACAGGAGGCUUCUCGAGGCUUUUUCGGAUUCAAUAGAUAAUAGUAUCCCGUUCCUGGCACGAGCAAGCCUUGUAACUGUAUGCUGGAUGAGCAUUGGUCUCCAUUCCCUUGGGAAUAUAAACCUUAAAUUUAAGGCAUGCUCAAUCCUCAUGACACAAUUAGUAGAAUCUUUGAAUUAUGACAGGCCUCUCGAGGAAAGAAUUCUGGCAUCAUUCUCAUUACUUAGCUUUAAAAAGGGUACAGAUUAUUUUCCCAAACCACCGCCAAUAGAUAAAGAGCUUCUGAGUCGCCUUUCAGAACUCUCCCAAUUUGCAGUAGAAGAUUCGGCAGCUACCACAGCCCCUGCUUCUUCAGCGAAACUCUAG